CAAAAUUCGGAAACCUGGCCCUUUGUGGCCAUGAAAUCUUAGCGUUAUAGAAAAAGCAUUCACCAUGCUUCAACAUGAAACUACGUGACCUGGACCUAGAAUGGCUGACUGUUGUAACAGUCGGCAUAUUUUCGCACGUAAACAACACAUGCAUUGUGGGGUUCUGCGGCGAUCCCGCUAUUGCAUCCUUCCAGGUUGAUCUACCGUUCAUCCUCUUCAUCUUAUCAGUGCUGACUUUUGUAGCUGACCACAAUUGGUAUCCGACAAGUUUGAAAAAGCCACACAGUUCCAUUCUCCUGAUUUUGAACGUGCUUACUGCCCUCACCAUCAGCAAUGUAGCACUGAAGGUAAUAUGGCUGCCGUUGCAAAGCAUCCUUACAAGCGCUAGCAUAUGGAUAUCAAACUGGGUUUAUGAACAAAACUUGCACCAGGACGGGUCGCGUUCGAACUCCGGCCAAUCAGCCUGGCGAGUCUAUCUCUCGAAUAUCCUCGAACAACAUGGCGCGCAUGCAGUGCCGACACCUACGUUUGGCUAGCACAGGCUAUUGUGGAGGCGGCCCGUUCUUGCUGCUGCAGAUGCUGCACUUCGCGCCCGAGGAGUCCGACGUGGGCAGCGCGCUGCUGCAGUGGCGGGACGACACGCUGCCCUACGCCGUGAGCGUGCUGCUGUCGGUGGUGAUGCUGGGCACGCGCUUCCUGGCGCCGGGCGGGUCGCUGCGUCGGCGGCGCGGCCGCAUCCUGCUGCUGCCCGGAGGCAGCCUGGCGCGCCUGCGCUCGCUGGCGCCGCGCUACGUGCUCAGCAAGGUGGACGACUCGGACGACGAGGCCGACGGCCGCUCCGUCGACUCGCCCGACUACUCGUCCGUGGGCGCGUGCUCGCCGCCCCGCCCCGCGCACCAGGAGACGCACCACGGCGCCAGAGCUUCCCGCACCCGCACCCGCACCCGCCCACGCACGCACGCCCCCGCGCCGCCGCCCCAGCCCCGCCUGCGCCCGCCGUCCCAUGGCUGCGCUCACAUCUCCAAGACGGCCGGCGCCUACGGGGUGCCCACCAUCUCGUCUGUCUCCACCGUCGUGCUUUGA
Gryllus bimaculatus (two-spotted cricket) is the source of this 1083-nucleotide messenger RNA. Lineage: Eukaryota; Metazoa; Arthropoda; Insecta; Orthoptera; Gryllidae. The record is from the annotation of a GenBank genome assembly.